AUGCUAAGGGCUGAAUGUCGUCUGGAGAGCAGCAAGACCGGCUUGUUGGAAACCACGACCGGUGUCCCAUCCGGCCCUGGGGAGCUCGUGGAGAGUGUGACGGCUACGACGAAGGAAGAAUGCAAAGCCCAUAGUGGCGCGUUUCCCCCUGAAACGGAGCCACUGCUCACGGAAGAACAUGCCUCCCCUCUGAUGAACACUGCUGAGCACCUGCAUGACAUCUCUGGUUACUCUACAGAAGACCUGGGCCUACAAAAAGGACAGGAGAGCAAUGUAUGGGGUGUGGAUACCUUGGCAAGCAUUUCUCCUCCUAGUGCUGGGCAGGAAGAGCAGAAGGAAGACCAGCGGGGUCAGAUUGCUGAGGGUCAGGAUUCUGUUGAUCACGAGGAGUGGGAAGUUAUCCCAGAGCACUCGGUCUGGGGAGAUGCUAGUAAGAACAGCAGUACAGAUGAGCCUGGCAUCGCGCUGAGUCAAGAGGACAAGGAACUGGAACCAGUAGAUUGCCUUGAUGGGGAUGCAAAAGCAAAGAGGGUUGCGGCUGUGCCCCCAAUGCCUCAGAACAUCCACGUGACCUUCUGUGUGCACUACAUCACCCACUCGGAAGGCCAGCUGAUCGCGGUCACUGGUGACCAUGAGUGUCUUGGUCAGUGGCACAGCUACUUGCCACUCAAGUGUGAUAAAGAUGGCUUCUGGUCUGACUCGGUUGUUUUGCCGGUAGAUACUAGAAUAGAGUGGAAGUUCAUCCUGGUGGAGGAUGGGAAGGUCAGACGCUGGGAAGAAUGUGAUAACAGAGUCAUGGUGACUGAACAUGAAGACGGAAUGGCCCAUCAGUGGUGGGGAUAUCACUAAUGAGCAUCUUGGAAGCUGCUGACCUAGCUAAUAUUUCCAUUUUUCAGUAGAAGAUUGUCCGGAUUGUAGGCCUCUUAAUAUUUAUAAUGUACCAAGCUCUUUUAGAACUGCUUAAGCCCCACACAUCUCUGCUCAAAUUCCCUUUUAGGAAGGGUUCUGUAUGGGAGGAAAUUCUUAAGAAAUAGAACCCAAAGCACUUCAGCAAAAGCUGGCAGGUAGGCUAUGCAGGACUUCAGACUGCUGUCUGUGCAACACUCAGUCUGGACCCUAAACUUGCGUUUGUGUGUCUGUGUGAGUGGAGCAAUAGGAGUGCAUUUGUUUGGUUGAACUGACUGAAUGAAGGAGAAGAUAUCUAGUUAACUACACUAAUUAUAGUGCAAGUGGGUUUUUUGUUUGUUUGGGUGUUGUGGUUUUUUUAAUUAUUGUAAUGUGCAAGUGAGCAAUAAACUAUAUUUUCAGACUUAA
Molecule: messenger RNA, 1314 nt
Organism: Alligator sinensis (Chinese alligator)
Lineage: Eukaryota; Metazoa; Chordata; Crocodylia; Alligatoridae
Gene: STBD1
Product: starch binding domain 1
Exons: 2
Coding region: 1-849 (282 amino acids)
Cellular component (GO): membrane
Molecular function (GO): starch binding; glycogen binding
Source: RefSeq, a predicted model, not a curated record